Molecule: messenger RNA, 2728 nt
Organism: Malania oleifera
Lineage: Eukaryota; Viridiplantae; Streptophyta; Magnoliopsida; Santalales; Ximeniaceae
Product: protein STRUBBELIG-RECEPTOR FAMILY 2
Exons: 17
Coding region: 219-2417 (732 amino acids)
Biological process (GO): protein phosphorylation
Molecular function (GO): protein binding; protein kinase activity; ATP binding
Source: RefSeq, a predicted model, not a curated record
CUUCCCUCCACAUUUCACCCCCAAAUUUUCAUUAGCCUCCUAACAAAACAUUCUCUCUCUCUCUCUCUCUCUCUCUCUCUCUUCAGAACAGUGAUUUUAUCAUUCAUGCUGCUUGAGUGAUGAUUUGAAGCUUCUUCAAAGCUGCUAGUUUCUCCCCAUAAGUUUCAUUUUCUGGGUAUUCUUCUGAAUAUCAUCAGCGUUUGGAUUGAGGCAUCAAAAUGGUGAAAGCGCAUCCAUGGCCUCAUCUUGCUGCAAUUGUCUUCUUGGCAGUUCUUGCUUCACGGGCCUCUGCUACCACUAACCCACUUGAUGUCACAGCUCUCCAAGACCUGUACUGGGCGCUCGGCGGACCAUCCCAAUUGAAGGGAUGGAAUUCUUCACAUGGUGAUCCCUGUGAAGACUCAUGGACAGGAGUUUUGUGUUUUGAGUCAUCUGUUACCCACCUAAAUCUACAUGGACUUAACCUCACUGGCUUUCUUGGAGGCCAGCUCUCCAAUCUCAACAACUUGAAGCAACUGGAUGUUAGCUCCAAUAACAUUCAAGGUGAAAUCCCAUACAGCCUACCCCCCAAUGCCACCCUUAUAAAUCUGUCUUGCAACAACUUGACCCAAGAUAUUCCUUAUUCUCUAACUUCCUUGAAAAAUCUACGGCGUCUCAAUCUAAGCCACAAUUUGUUAUCUGGACCUGUUGGCAAUGUGUUCACUGGCCUGGAGAAUCUAAAAGAAAUGGACCUAUCACACAACAAAUUUACUGGAGAUCUACCAAGUUCCUUCGCAGCUUUGACAAAUCUUUCUAAACUGUUUCUGCAGAAUAAUCAAUUCACUGGAUCAGUAAUCUUCCUGGCUGAUCUCCCACUGUCUGACCUGAACAUCAAAGACAACCAUUUUAGUGGUGUCAUUCCAAAGCAGUUUGAGGCAAUAGAAAAUUUAUGGAUUGGAGGGAAUAAGUUUCAUCCAGGGGCAAACUAUGAACCCUGGCAUUUUCCUUCAGAAACUGUGCCCACAGAGCAGAAUAUUAGCAGUCCACCAACUACUCAGUCGAAUGCCAUCGAAAGCUACCCGUCUCUAAAGGAAGGUAAACAAAGGAAGAGAAAGCUGGGUCCUGGAGGAAUAGCUUGCAUGGUUGGUGGGGGAACCCUACUGGUAAGCUGUGCAGCACUCAUGAUUGCCAUCCGCAUUAAUCGCUCUCGUGCUCAAAAGCUCAAGAACUUGGAGAGCACUAACAGCUCAUUGCAUUCUCUUCCAGUCAGUACAAUUAGAGGAUAUUCAUCUGCCUCAGCAGAAGGGAGUCCACAAAUGUUGCCCAUCAGUUCUCCACCCAUUCUUGGCCUAAGGCAUAUACCCCCAAUUCGCCAUGUAAGAACCGAGAAAAUAUGUAAAAGAAAAAGUUUCUCUAAGAAAUGCAGAAUGCCAACAAAUGCAAAACUUUACACAGUGGCAGAGCUUCAAUCAGCUACAAAUAGCUUUGGCGAAGAGAACCUCCUUGGAGAAGGAUCUCUUGGUUCGGUUUACAAAGCAGAAUUUCCCGACGGCCAAAUUUUAGCUGUGAAGAACAUUAACACGGUAGCACUCUCUCUCCACGAAGAAGAACGAUUCUUGGAUGUGAUUUGGAGUGCAGCUCGUUUGAGGCACCCAAAUGUCGUAACACUAAUAGGCUAUUGCAUGGAGCAUGGCCAGCAUCUCCUCGUGUAUGAGUACGUGAGGAAUUUUUCCCUCGAUGAUGCCCUACACGGUGAAGGAUACAGGCACCUGCCCUGGGGCCUCCGUCUUCGGAUGGCCAUCGGCAUAGCCCGGGCUUUGGACUAUUUGCACUCCGCGUUCUCGCCUCCGAUAGCUCACAGCAACUUAACGGCUGCCAAUAUCCUACUCGAUGAACAGCUGAUGCCUCGUAUCAGUGACUGUGGGCUAGCUAUCCUGAGGCCUCUUACUAGCAAUAGUGUUAAACUUAAGGCUUCUGAAAUCGCCAUUGGCAAUACCGGCUACAUUGCACCUGAACACGGUCAACCCGGAAUCGAUAACACAAAGAGCGACGUUUAUGCCUUUGGAGUGCUACUUUUAGAACUAUUAACAGGAAGAAAACCUUUUGACAGCUCAAGACCAAGAGAGGAGCAAUCCUUGGUGAAAUGGGCUUCAUCCCAGCUUCACGACAAUGAGUCUUUGGAUCAAAUGCUUGAUUCAAGCAUCAGAAGAACAAUCUCCUCCAAGUCUCUCUCCCAGUUUGCUGAUAUUGUCUCCCUUUGCAUUCAGCCCGAGAAGGAGUUCCGGCCACCAAUGUCUGAAAUCGUGGAGUCUCUGACAUGUUUAUUACAAAAGCCAGGGGCAGUCGAAAGUGUUGCUGCUGCAGAUGGUGCUGAAAUUGAGCCAUUUGAGAGGUCCUUCCGUUCUACCAACACCCGCUUCUUUGGCUCGCCUGUAUGAGCUAUAUGUCAAUCUGAUCUCAACGAUUGCUACAACAGUACAGCAACUGGGUUUACUGAGUUUAGAUUUUUAAUGUGAGGAUUAUGUUUUACAAUCAACUUGGGCUAUUUUAUUUUGUCGAGUUUUUUGUAGUUUUUGCACUCCAGUCAUCCUGGAAGUUCUUCAGUUCAAAUACUCAUUUUCAUGUAUUGGCAGGCAGUGUUCUGCAACCAUUUUCCUUUUAAGGCUUCAUUUUGUGCGAGGCUUUCUCCUGCUAAAAGGUUUUGAAGCAUAAUGGGAUCUGUCAAAUAAAUAAUGUCUUUCAAUCCCAA